Necator americanus (New World hookworm) is the source of this 2493-nucleotide messenger RNA. RefSeq lists its product as uncharacterized. Bases 1 to 2493 code for a protein of 830 amino acids. The record is from RefSeq and is a predicted model, not a curated record. Lineage: Eukaryota; Metazoa; Nematoda; Chromadorea; Rhabditida; Ancylostomatidae. The transcript has 13 exons.
AUGAGAAAACUUCUGGUAUUUUGCACAGCGAUUGCCCACCUAUGCAGUUCUGAACCUUUGAGUAUUAGUGAGCAGAUGAAGUUUCCUUGGAUGGAAAAUCUCGUUCAUUUGCCUUUUCCGGAAGAAAAUAAUACAACUGAGGUGACACAAAUGCUAGCGAAGUACCCUUCUACGCUACGACCCUUCAUUAAUGCGACAGCAAUCAUUGUAUCAAGGAGCAGAGAGAACAGGAUAGAGGAUGAAGUUAUAACGGACGAGGAUGUGGCGGACGUCAACGACGACGACGAAGCUCAUAAAGUGAAUACCGCGCGCUAUGAUGGAAAGACAACCACAAUAACUAUUUCCACUGAAGCUGGAACUGAGCUCUACCAACACUGGUUGGAUCAGGCCGUCUCUGGACUCAUGGCAGCGGUUGCAACUAAAAAGCUUGAAAACGCUCCCGAUUAUCUAAAAACAGCUCAUCAAACAUGUGCUAAAGGUGCGAAAACUGUGCAGGCCCACGCAAAGUGUGUUGUGGUUCUUCUCGAUGCUGAACUUAAGUACCAAAAAUGGAACGCUAAGUUUGGAAUGGCAAAACGGAUAGGUCGAGUGCAUAAUGGAUUUGGCUAUGGAGCCAAGAAUUCAAAGCGAUGGAUUAAAAAAGUCGUGAAGAAACCUACACGACCUUUUGAAAGAGAAAGAUUUCAACCACAUCGAAAAAACAUGGGUCUUCAUCAGAUUCCACUGCUUGAAAAUGGGCAAAGCAAGGAUAACCCAUCUGAUAAGAUGCACAGCCUGUCGAAGGAGUACUUCCCAACUGAGAACGGCUGGGUGGGUGCAUUCAAGUUGCGAGCGAAACGAUCUGUGGAUCAGACGUCGUCGAAGCUGGGAGGAAAAGUUGAGCGGGUUAGCCCAGAGCAAAGGAGCAGCUACAACCUGCUGCAAGAAGAACAACUCUCUCCACUUGCAUUGCUGGCGAAGAAGUUGAUCCACACUGUUCGAACCUUUAAGAAUAAAGGCAAAGAGUACAAGAGUUGGCAGAAAAUAGUGGCCGAGAUCAAGGAAGAAGGGGAGAAACUGAAGAAGAAAAAGAAAGUUAAGAAAAUGCUAGAACAAAGAUUCGAUCUUUUCAAGAGGACGCUGGGUGAUGAGGGCAUCGAUAAGAGUUUGAUGAAAAAGAUGGAUUUUCUGGGGAACGAUGACGAAGACGAGAUGGAAACGAUUAUGCUAAAAGCAAAAGAGCAAGAGAAAGUAAUGAGUGUCGACGAGAAAAUGAUGCAGAUGCCAGUCAAGAUCAUUCGAGAAGGGUUGAAAUUGGGCAUGGCAUUAUCAGGGCGUAACGUCUCAAAUUUCGAUAACAAGAACCUUAGGCUGAUUUCUCCUCGGCUCCUUUCGCUUGUCCCUGAAAACAUAGAUGAAGACACGAUGAACCUGCUUUCUCCAUCGCUUUUCUCACUGCACAACGAAGGCAGAGGUCUGGAAGAUGACCUCAGUUUAGCGAGAGCGUUCAAAUAUUUUGACGAACAAGGACACCAGGAAUGGUUGAACUUUGUUAUUGAAGCUGCUGGAGUUUCCGAUGCCAUACUAAAAAUGAAGGACACCAACGAUGCGGAGGGAAGAAGACAAAUGGAUGAGGAGUUCCGGAGUAAGGACGGACAACCACUAUAUUUUACAAAGGAGAAUGUGACAGAAAUGUACGGUCCCAGUGAACGGAAGAAGAUUGAAGUUUUUGAGGAAUUGCAGCGUUCCCUUUCGCCAGAGCAGAUCCUCACAAUGAACACCACUGGAUAUGCUACGAUGAGCCCACAACAACUGGAUAUGGUUUACGGUCCUAGCUCUCCUUUUAAAGAUCCAUCCGCAAUUGAACGUCUUGAGCACUUAUCCGCUUCUGAAAUUCACCAAGCAGUGGAGCAAACGAUCAGAGGCGUGGCGGAUCAGACGAUUCAUUUCAAGGCACAGCGAAAGAAAGACAUUGUACUAACGCCUCUGGUGCUUCAGAAUGUGAUUCGCAAUCCCGCCCUUCUUUCCCAGCCCCUCGUCCUCUCGCCGGUGCUUUUUGUCAGUGCCAUCUACUCACCUGCUAUCUUCGGUGCUGUCAUCCUUUCCCCUUGGGCUUUUGUCCCAAUCCUCGUCUCACCCCGUAUCUUGUCUCCCGUUGUCCUCUCCCCACUGUUGCUUUCCCCUGUUGUUCUUUCGCCGUUGGCUUUAGAUCCUCUCAUUCUUUCUCCUGGAGCCCUGACAGCUUUUGUUCUGUCACCUUUUGUUCUGUCACCUUUCAUCCUCUCCCCAGUCGCUCUGGCACCGCUUAUUCUCUCUCCUUUUUGUUUGUCUCCUUUCAUUCUUAUUCCCAACGUGCUGUCUCCGUUGAUCUUGUCUCCGUUCGUUCUUUCCCCCCUAAUACUUUCGCCGGUAGCCGUCUCGGCUUUCGUGCUCAGCCCUUAUGCGUUGUCUCCUGUAAUAGCUUCACCCGGCAAAUUCUUUGCCGCUGUGCUCUCACCUACCUGGCUCAGCUGA